Messenger RNA from Pseudovirgaria hyperparasitica, 612 nucleotides. Its product is annotated as ribosomal protein S7e. Gene Ontology annotation, molecular function: structural constituent of ribosome. The record is from RefSeq and is a predicted model, not a curated record. The coding region runs from base 1 to 612 and encodes 203 amino acids. Gene Ontology annotation, cellular component: cytosolic small ribosomal subunit; ribosome; small-subunit processome. The transcript is spliced from 3 exons. Lineage: Eukaryota; Fungi; Ascomycota; Dothideomycetes; Acrospermales; Acrospermaceae. Gene Ontology annotation, biological process: translation; rRNA processing; ribosomal small subunit biogenesis.
AUGUCGACGGCAUCAUCCCUCAACAAGAUCGCGGCCAACAGCCCCUCGAGGCAGACCCCGUCCGAGAUCGAGCAGAGCAUUGCCAAUGCUCUCUACGACCUCGAGACCAACAUCCCAGACAUGCGCAGCGCUCUGAGGCCUCUCCAGUUCACCAGCGCCCGCGAGAUCGAGGUUGGUAAUGGCAGGAAGGCGAUUGUCAUCUUCGUCCCCGUCCCUUUCCUUCCCGGCUGGCACAAGUCGCAACAGCGUCUCACCCGUGAGCUCGAGAAGAAGUUCUCCGACCGCCACGUUCUCAUCGUCGCCUCUCGCCGCAUUCUCCCCCGUCCUAAGCGCUCCAACCGCUCCCGCAACACCCAGAAGCAGAAGCGCCCGCGUUCGCGCACCCUGACUGCUGUUCACGACGCUAUCCUACACGACCUUGUCUACCCGGUCGAGAUCGUUGGCAAGCGUCUGCGUACCCGUGAGGACGGCUCCAAGAUCCUGAAGAUUGUCCUCGACGAGAAGGAGCGUGGCGGUGUGGACUACAGAUUAGACACCUACUCUGAGGUCUACAAGCGAUUGACCGGCAAGGGCGUCAACUUUGAGUUUCCCCAAGCUGGAACCGAGUACUAG